UGAAAUCUUCAGCCAGUCCAAAGCUACUCUUGUAGGAGCGUCAGCGCCAAUAGUCUCUAAGCCUUGUUCCAAAGCAGUAGAGGCUGUUUUUGGUUGGAACAAAUCCCCACCUGUCCACCACCUUCUAAACCAGUUGCGUUCUGCUUGUUCGGUACGAUUGGAUGGCAUAAAUUGGAGUGCUUUGUAUCAUUUUCAAGCGAUGGUAGAGCAGAUCUACCAAGAAGCAUCCACCAGUGAGAGCUUUAUCUACGCUAUAGGUCAGGAUAACAGUUUUCCGGAAUGGAUUUGGCAUGGGAAUGGAUUUUCAUCUCCGUCUAAGAUAGCAUUCACUUCUUGCUGCAGAAUCGACUUAAGGCCUUACCUUUAUAUAGUUCCUCAAGAAUUUCGACAACUCAAUGUUUUCUUCCAACAAUGCGGUGUUCGUCACACAUUUGAAGAUUCCGAUUUGUUGCAUGUUUUGACAAUGAUAAAGGUCAAACAUGACAACAGUAGUGAAUAUCAAGAAGAUGUGGCAGUUGAUCGAAAACUGUCGCAUGAGAUUCUGCACUGGAUGGUUAGAGAUGGAAAGAAACUCGGUCCAGAACUUCGGGAAAUUCUUCUGGUGCCAAUUCACACCUGGGAUAACACCUUAAAGUUGGUUCCGGGUUCGGAAUGCACCUUUUGUGACGCGGAUUGGUUGAGAAAAGGAGGGUCGGAACUUCUCAUCGAGAGUGAAUUUCCAAUGAUCCACGAAGCUAUAUCUUCCACAACCGCUGCCCUUUUGGGUGUUCCACCUAUCAGCACUCGUGUCACUUGCGCUGAGGCCUUAGGUAUUGAGCAAACAGGUCCACAUGAGCCAAUAACCACGAGGCUGAAGAAUAUUCUGAACGAAUAUAAAGAAGGGGUUGGUGUUUUUAAGGAAUUAGUGCAGAAUGCAGAUGAUGCUGGUGCAACAGAAGUCCAGUUUGUUCUUGACUGGCGUAAUCAUCCAAAUCAAAUGCUCUUGUCACCAGGCAUGGAAGAAUGCCAAGGUCCCGCCCUGUUAGCAUACAACAAUGCAACCUUUACAGAUGAUGAUCUGAAGAAUAUAUCGAGACUGGCAAGUGCCACGAAAAAGGAAGAUCUUGAGAAGAUUGGUCGCUUUGGUCUUGGUUUCAGCUCAGUUUAUCACUUUACCGACGUUCCAAGUUUCAUUACCAGAAAUUAUGCUGUCUUUUUUGAUCCAGAAACAACACACCUUGGCCCCCACAUAAAACAUGCUUCGAAGCCUGGAAUAAAGUUAGAUCUGGCGGUAAAUCAGAACAGUUUAAUCUGUUUUCCUGACCAGUUUGAACCCUUCAAUGGGCUUUUUGGCUGUAACACUGCUCCACCCAGCGAUUGUGAUAAGUUCUACUUUCGUGGAACUCUUUUCAGAUUCGCGUUCCGUACUAAGCGGGGGGAAAUCAGUGACAAGGUCUACACUAAGCAGGAAAUACGGUCCCUUAUGUUCUCUUUCCGAGAAUCAUCGCCGACGCUUCUGUUGUUUUCACAGAACGUUAACAAGGUGUCCUUCCUUGAAUUGGAUGAACAUGCGACAGAUUCGAAAGACCCGCGACUCCUGUUUGAAGUCUCCAGAAAGGCGUAUACAGAAUGUACGCCAGUUAAAAAUUCUGUAACGGAAAGUACCUUCCUUAAGUCAUGCGCAGCAUGGACAAGACAGUCAACCAAUCAGUCCAAUCCUGUUUACAGGUAUCCAUCUCCCAAACUAACGGAGCUCAUCUCUGUGUGUUCCACCAUCUGUCGUAAGAAUGAACAGAGGUGUCAAGAAACCCAGUCUUGGCUUCUGACAUCUUGUCUUGGUACUGAAAAUUCUUUUCAGCUCGCCAUAAGUGAAGAGGGCAAGAAGCAGGGACUCUUAUCUGCCUCAGGAGUGGCAGCAAAAAUUUCAACCGGAGGCAGUGAGUUUGAAAACGUAGAGGCAGUACCAGGAGAGGUAUUUUGUUUCCUUCCCCUUAGCAUUCGAACGGGGCUUCCAGUACAUGUUAAUGGCUACUUUGCCGUCACAUCAAACCGCCGAGGAAUCUGGGAAAGUACAACAGCUGAUGUCGACCGCCAACCUCUAGAAGUGCGGUGGAAUCAAAGUCUCAUGAAGGAUGCAUUGACCCAGGCCUAUGUCCAGCUUUUGGAAGAUAUGAUUGUCAUGAAAACACAAGGAAAAAUCUCGUCGCACGAUAGUUUCUCUCUCUGGCCAAAUCCAGACAAACUUCAAUCAUCUGUAUGGGAACCCCUCAUAAAGAGCUUCUAUCGUAGAAUCGCAAGCUGUGACCUUUCCUUGGUAUGCACAGGAGGGAAAUGGCUCUCAGUGACCCAAUGCAUUUACCAAGACCUCAAGUUACGGGAGCUUCCGAAUAGUGAGAUAGUUCUUGAGAAGCUUGAUUACAAAAUAGUGCAACUUCCACAUUUUGCAAGGAAAGGCUUUCAACAGGCUGGAUGUAUAGAGGUUAUCAACCAACGUACCAUGACACAAGAAAAGUUUCUCCGCGAAGUUUUUUUCCCGAAGAUCACUACGAUACCCAAAGAGCUAAGGGAUGCCAUUGUCUGCCAUCUCAUAGAUGAAUGCCUACGGGGACAUGCUAGCAAUCGAUGCAAUCAGCUUCUCAAUCUGUAUAAAUCUUUGCUUUCAAACAAUCGUUGUAUUCCUUGUGGACCAGAUGCGGGGAACUUGGCAUUUCCCAAAGAACUUAUAUCUCCAAAAGGCGCAGCCGCAACUCUGUUCUCAGUAGACGAUAGGAGAUUCCCAGUUGGGUCAUGUUAUCAAACUAAGGAACGUCUUCUCAUGCUUCAAAACCUGGGAAUGUUAUCAGAUAUCCUUGACUGGGAAACCCUGAUUGAGCGAGCAAAGUCUGUGUCGGUGCUCUAUAAAAGAGCCGAACAAGAUGCAAAAAAGAGAUCUGCCCGUAUUAUCAAGUAUAUCAAUGUCCACCUUGAGAAAAUGGACCACCCUUCAGAAUUGACCAGAGAGGGGUUGAUGGCAAUUGGUAUGUUUCCUACUCUUGCUAAGCCAGCAAACUAUGUUAUGCCAUGGAGAGGUACUGGUGAUGGGAACAGUGUUAUGCUUCCAGCGAAAGAAAUGUACGAAGAGAGGUACAAAUAUGUCGCAGGGUCCUCUAGGCCGAUCCUUGAUGAAAGUGAGAAUUAUGGCUGCAGUAAGCUAAACAAAAAAACGCGGGAUCUUUUUGGCUUCAACUCCCGUAAACCAUCGGCCCGAGAGGUUCUAAACCAAUUGGAGCAUACAAUUCAAGCAAUGGUCCAUGCGCCCCAUGCGAUCGUAAGUUUGGAACAAGCCUUCCAUUGCCUGUACGAGUACAUUCAAGAAAUUCUGUCGGAACCAGAUGGUGAGCGAAUUAUACAGACAUUGCGUGAAAAGGAAUGGGUAUUGGUUCAUGGAAAAUGUCUGUCAGCCUCUCGACUGGCUUUCAAGUGGAAGCGAUUUGGUGAACCAUACCUGAACGAACUGCCAGAGAAUCUUGCCUCGAGGUAUCGUAGCCUAUUCGAAGCUACAGGCGUCAAAGAGCACUUCUCUACUGAAGACGUUAUUUCUGCUCUUUACAUGCUCAGUGAGGAAAAGAAAGGGGAACCUCUAUCUCAAACAGAGUUUACAGUUUCGAAAGCGUUGAUCGAGGAGAUAUCGAGAGCAUCAGAGAACUCACUUGAGAAAGAAAGAGGAAAGAUUCCUCUGCCAGACCACAAUCUAAGUUUACAGCCAGCUGAGCGGUUAGCCAUUAAUGAUGCGCCAUGGGUGGCUGCUAGGAGUGGUAUCGAAUAUGUUCACAAAGACCUGUCAAUUGACCUUGCACACAGGCUUGGAGCAAUUGAUAUUCGUACAAAGAAACUAGACAGAAUAUCUCGCCCAAUCGGACGUGAAUUUGGACAGCGAGAAGAGCUUACUGACCGUUUAAAGGGAAUUUUGAAAGCAUAUCCGUGCGAUGUUGGAGUCCUUAAGGAACUUGUUCAGAACGCUGAUGAUGCAGGGGCCACCGAGGUACACUUCAUUUUUGACCCUCGCUACCACAACACCGAGCAGCUCUUAAGUAACAACUGGAAAGAAUUGCAAGGUCCUGCCCUGUGUGUUUACAACAACAGACCGUUUUCCGAAAAGGAUGUAGAGGGGAUACAAAGACUGGGAAUUGGAAGCAAAACAGACGAUCCUACCAAGACAGGACAGUAUGGUAUUGGCUUCAACGCCGUAUACCACUUAACAGACUGUCCAAGCUUCAUCUCGAAUGGAGACACGCUCUGCAUUCUCGACCCUCACUGUCGCUACGCUCCCGGAGCAGACAAGGAGAAUCCUGGACGUCUCAUAGAACCAAUUGGUGAAGAAGAACGAUCCGAUUUCAGGGACGUAUUUCCUUGUUACCUGGAAGACAUAUUUGAUUUAAAAUCCUCAACUAUGUUUCGCUUUCCUCUCAGACUCCAAAGUACGUGCACAGAGUCAUUGAUAUCAGAACAGCGGAUCUCCUGCACACAAAUGAGCGCCUUUAUGAACCACUUGGCCCUUGAAGCAAGAGAGAUUAUCCUUUUUUUGAACCAUGUUAAGAAAAUAUCACUGUCUGAAAUUAAAGACGAUCAGCUGAAAGAAAUACACUCAGUUUCUGUACAGAUAACACAAGAAGAUGAUGCGGAACGCCUGAAGCUUGCAAAUCAUAUCAAGAAGUGUAAGUUCCUUAUUACAAAUGAAAUUCAAUGGUAUGGAAUCACGUACCCUCUUUAUGUUCAAGAAGCCAGAGUACGACAAGCAAAAUGGCUUAUUCAUCAGUGCAUUGGAAUCCAGAAAAGUGAUGGUGAAGCGAUUCCUAACGGUCGAGACUAUGGUCUCCUACCCCGCGCCGGAAUAGCAGCCAAAGUGUGGGAAAAGUCAACAUUUCCUUCCCACGUAGUACGUGGACCAACCCACAAAGCUUUCUGCUUCCUGCCGUUGCCAGUUCCCACAGGACUUCCAGUUCAUGUAAAUGGGCAUUUCUUUUUAGAUUCCGCCCGUCGAAAUUUAUGGAGCGAUGAAAAGGGCGAAGGAUUUGCAAGCCAAUGGAAUCAUUUUGUAAACUGCAAAGUUCUAGCACAAGCUUAUAUCUCGCUGAUGUUGGUGGCACGAGGUUAUCUUCCCGGCUCCAAAAACGGAAACAUCACUAGCUUCUCCAAAGAAUUCGAGGUUCAUGAGGGAAUGCGAUGGUAUCAUAAUCUCUUUCCGCAUUAUGAAAAUGUCCAGAGCCAGUGGCGAGAUCUAGCAAAAGCUGUCUUCAACAAGAUUUGCUACGAUGAUGCAAAGUUAUUGCCGCUGAUAAAGAGACCUCCUGAUAAAAAUUCACCGACUACCCAAACUGAUGAAGCUGCAGAAAGCAUUCAACCCCCUAAUUAUGCUCAGGCCACCAAAAGUGAUUUUGACUGUAAAGAAGCCAUACGUUGUUUUUGGGUGUCUCCUUCUCAAGGAUAUUUCAACACGUUGUCCUUGAUUGAUGAAUGGGCCAGAGAACUUUCAAACGUUCUCCUCAACAUUGGCUUCAAACUUGUUUACUCUUCCAACAAAAUCUUCGGCAACUUCAAAACAGCAGGAGCAAAUGUUAGAGAAAUCACACCUGAAGGAGUUAUUAACUUCCUUGGAGGGAAUCCAAAUUCCGUGGGUAUACUACCCUGCCCUGUAAGUGAGACGACGGUUGGUUCUGUGCAUAAUGUACUCCUCCUCCUCAUGUACUGUAUGAAAGCCCCUAAUUUUCCAAAACAGAUAUUUGGAAUCCCUUUACUAUUGACAGAAGACGAUGUUCUUAGGCGAUUUCAAAGGGAUAAUCAAGUAUUUCUAAGCCAUUUUGCAGAUUUGAUACCAAAUCAACGCGCUAGGUUCAUCCAGCACACACUCGCCACACCGUUACUUCGAUUCCAAAAAGAAAUAUUUGAUGGGGAUCAAGGAGUUCUCAAAAAAUUCAACAUCUGUGCAUUAGCCUCGCUCCUUCCGAGUACUGUGAAAGGCAGAUGGUGUGAAACCAACAGUCUCGUUCCAUGGGAUCUGGAGAACGGGCCUUCCAAGCAAUGGCUAAAGCGUUUGUGGGAGUUUCUGUGCAGCACUAACGAAAAGGAGCCAGACACUUUUUCCCUAACUCCACUGCAUAAAUGGCCCAUUCUCCCUACCAAAUUGAAGGAAUUAGCCCCAAUUUCAAAAGGCAAAGUCAUUUUUGACUUGACAACCUCUGAUUCCUGGUCAUGCAGCCAAAAAACUGUCGUCGCAUUGUUGAGGAAGUUAAGAUGCCCCGAAGUGGAUAUCCAUCUACUCAGCAAUGGUGGAAGAUGGGAUCUGUCGCCAAUUCUCAAACAGCACCUUUCGUACCCCAACUCAUCGCAAGACAUUCUCAAGGUGCUAGACCACAUGAUUGGCGAGGUUGAUAUCACUGGUUGUCUUUCUGAGGAUGAAAUUCUCUCUUUGCUGCAGUUCUUCCAGCACGAUGUUGAGUCUCUUAAACAGGAUCAAGUAUCGACUUCCAUUUUGAGGCGAUUGCCAUUUUUUAAGACUCUUCAUGGAAAACUUGUUUGUCUUGCCAAUGCUGGAUCGGUAUAUGUUAUACCGGCGGGGCUACCAACCAACGAGUGCGAUGUUUGGAUGAGAGAAAACAACUGUGUUUUCUUAGCAUCUGAACCUAGGCUGAACCAAUUGUACAAUGAAGUUAUGAAUAUCAGGACUGGCACACAUACAGAUUGCUACAUCAACUUCAUUUUCCCAAAGUUUCCAGAUCUUACCCAACAAACUCGAAUGCUUCAUCUCAACUACGUUCGGCAAUUCCUACUGACACCCUUUUCUGAUGAGCAUCAACACUCUAGAGUCCUACAGUCACUUACAAUUUUAGAAUUUAUUCCAGAUGUCAAUGGAACAGUGCAAACUGCUUCGUAUUUUUAUGACCCACACGUGGAAGUUUUUGCAGUCAUGUUACCUACUGAAGCAAAGCCUCCAGAACCGUUUAACGAAGAAUCCGGUUGGCUUGAUCUCCUUCGAAAAAUUGGAUUAAAGCAAAAAGUUGGCAAAGAGCAGUUCAUGGACUUUGUAAAGGAAUUGGCUGAGGAGGCCCAACAAGUAGAGGAAAUGAAAACCCGCAGUAUUUUGGAAAAAAAGUCUAAAACUCUCGUAACCCAUCUUCUGAAUGAAGCACCUUUUUAUGAUGUAGUGUAUUUACAACAACUCUCGACGAUCAAGUUCGUGGCACCUUCAAAAGCCCCAGAAGACCUACUUUCUCUUCAUAAGCAGUUCCCAUGUUCAAACGAAGCCCAAUAUGGAAUUAUUCCAUUUGUUCACUUCCAGGGUUCAAUACCAGACAUCCAUGAAAGACUUGCGUGGACGACUGCACACCUUCUACCAUACUGGGCAGUCCCAGGUGCUCAAAAGCCAAAGCUUAAAGCCCUCGGAAUUCUUCCAAAUCCCUCGCUCGAUCAAGUCAUCAGUCACGUUACCAAACUCACGAGAAAUCUUCUAAAGGACGUUGAUAGAGAAAUGCCACAGCCCAAACGUCGCCUUCUGGGAGCUAUCAUGACUGAGGUGUACACUUUCCUUCAACACGUAAGUAACUGCCAGGAAAGGGACUCUCUUGAUUCUUGCUCGCAAGUGUGUCUUGAAAUUGGAAAUCGAUUGUCUGACAAUGCUUGUAUUUUGGUUGAAGAUGGCCGCGUAUUUGUCCGUGGAGACCAACUAGCUUUCCACCUUAUUGAGCAACUAGCACCGUAUAUGUAUGAAGUUCCGAGAGAAUACGGCCCUUUUGAGCACUUGUUCAAACGCCUCGGAGCUGAAGAGGAAGCCACACCUGUACAGUUUGCAAAACUACUAUGUAGACUUCAAGCCUCAUGCCUAGACAAGAAAAUGCUUCCCAAUGAAGCUAAUAUUGCAAAACACGCAGUAUACGGCCUCUUUUCUACUCUAAAAGCCCUACACGAUCGCAAUGGAGGUGAGUCUGUCAAUCCUCUCUCUGAGAUCGAACGUCUGUACCUUCCAAGCGAGGAGCAAAAGCUCAAGAAAUCUGUCGACCUGGUUCUGUUUGAUUGUCCUCAGUUCCAAAAUCGUAUACCAACUUCCAUGUAUGAGCCCCUCGAUAGACUCGAGAGAUAUAAUUUAAAGUUUGCUACCCCGCGACAAAUUGCUGACCUUCUGCCAGCUCACCUAAAGAUUCCAUCCUUACGAGUGCUCAUAAGAGAAGAGCUUCACCCAGAAUGCAAGGACAAGAAGUGCCCUGCUGACAUAGAAGAGACAUGUCAUGUGACUAAUCGCCUCCGUGACAUAUUGUUUUCCACUCACCUCGUUGAUGGCAUCAUACGGAUAUUAAAGAAUCAAUAUCAGAAAGCCAAACUAACAGAGGCGGUCCAAAACAAAGUUCGCAGUUUUCAGAAAGAACUACGAAUCAGUUGCAUGGCGGAGCUGUCCACUGAGCUUGUUGACAACAAGUCAAAUAUGCCAAUUCCAGAGAGCCAGAAAUCAAAUAGGGAUUGUGUGGUGGAUAGGGAUGAACUCGGUACAAAGCACAUUUUCAUAAAUCAUUGUGCUAAACCUAGUGACGUGCGCGUGGUAAUAUGCAGAGAGAUAAACCAACUGACAGGAUGCUACAUCGACAGUGAAAGCUGGUUGUAUUUGGGUCGUAUUUUAGAAUGUGAGUCCGCUGGACACAUUUCUUUGAUAUUGGACGACGCCGGAGUAUCUGAGGAUGUGGAGGCAGCUGAUACGCAAAGUUCGAACCCUGAUCUUGGCACAGAAGUGCCCGUAGAGUUUCAUCACCUCCUCGUUCAGUACGAUGACUUCUACUUUCGAAAUGGAGAAGUUGUUGCAUUCGAAAAAGAAGACUCAACAGAGGAUGAUCCCAAGUACAUCUAUGCAAAAAUCGUGAACAAGCUGACAAGUAAAACUAAACCCAAAGAGGACAACACAAUAAGAGAGCCGAGAGGAGAAAGUACCGAGCUAGACAGCAGAUAUCUUAUAGACGUUGGCCAUGAAAAAAAAGAGGUCGAUGUAUUGGAUUUAUACAAGAUGAGAAGACCGCCAAAGGUUCACGAGAACGUCGACGAAGUGGUAGGAGAGUCCACUUCACAAAUAAUGGACCUUGUUCCUUACGAAGGAGCUGGUAGACAAAGUACUGAACAGGAAGAAGCAGAAUCGCCCACGUCUUCCCAAGAAACGAACGACCCACCAAAGCCUAAAGACUUGGACGCCGCCAUAAGAGAAGUCAAAGAAGCUCUUGCAGAAAUUUGGAAGCUUCCGGAAGAAAAAAGAAAGAAAGCAAUUAGGCGACUAUACCUUCGAUGGCAUCCAGACAAAAACAUGGACAUGCAGGACAUUGCAAAUAAAGUCAUAAAGUAUUUACAAAAUGAGGUCGAAAGGUUAUCAAAAGGAAAGUUGCCAAGCCACGAUGAAGACUGUGCAAGACGCCAACCAUCAGAUUUUUCGGACUCCUUCACGCAAUGGAAUAAAAGAGCUCGACGACAGCGCUCAAGCUACGAAAACUACAGCCACCACAACCCACGAUUUACAGGUUUCGCAUCACGCUCGAGAAGGACCUACAAGGCACCUAAUCCAUGCGUAGCGAAGAUGUGGAUUCGUCAGAGCAAAGAAGACCUGCGCUCAGUAGAACUUCUCUUGACUGCCCAANAUCCACUUCAUUACCUUGUCUGCUUCCAGAGUCAUCAAAUUGCGGAGAAAUCUCUCAAAGCAGCUCUUUUCUCUAUAUCAGGAGUUGCGGACAGGCAGUUGUACUCUCACGACUUGGUUCUAUUGGCCCAUGGUCUUUCACUGCUUCCUGGAGCUCCAGAUGUGAUACUGAAAGUAGCCAGGCUGUCCAACUAUUACUUGAGCACUCGAUAUCCUAACGCGCACACGCCCCCUAACGUGCCUGCUGAGGUUUUCCAAGAUUUUUGGCAAGCAGAGCAAGCGUUCAGACUGGCCACAGAAGUUUUGGAAGAAUGAGAACGGUUUGUUGGAACAUGAUCACUGCUCCUGGCUGUCAUGAAGUGUUCACAGUGCAACUAAAAUGCAUUUAAACAAAGCUAAGCUACCUAUACUGCUCGCACACCUUUGCCACAUAGAAUGACGUUAAAUUUAGGCUGACUUGACUUAUCUUCCAAAACAUGAUUUAAAUGUUGAGCUGAAGAGAAAUGAACAUUUCUUUAUUACAUUAUAUUAGUCUUAAUCUUUUGUAUUUCAAACUUUUCACCAGAUAUAUUAUACUGUGGUGACAAGGCGUUUUCAUGAAAAGGUUCAUUAGGUAACGAACAGCAUAAAUAAGUUUGUAUCAAUGUGAGCGUUUCUAAUAUUCUUGAAGGUUAUCCUUAAUUUGAUUCUAAAUGGUCGUGUUAAUUAUGUUAAAGAAAAAUGGCUGCUCUAUCAAUUUGAAGUAAAGCCUUUUCAUAAAACAGACACAAACGAAAUUACCUCAUAAGCUGACCCAGACCUCUCAAAGAGUUCUCAAUAUCUUAUAGUUUGCCAAAGUCAUAGGAUCGUAUGUUAUUGCCAUAGCAGAUAACCAUAAUGUCUCAGGACAUUUAUUUUUUCUCGUCGGGGGAAAAUGUUUUCAAGUCUGUUUUUACUAGAACUCGUUAAAAAUAAUACCGUUGAAUUAUCAAGAACCUAAAUAGUGAUUCUUUGUAGUUUAGAGUAAUGAAUAGAAUUGUGUAAGCUUCUAAUAUCCAUAAGAUAGAAGAAAAUAAAUCUAGCUGAUUAAAUUUUG
Stylophora pistillata is the source of this 10694-nucleotide messenger RNA. RefSeq names its product sacsin-like. The record is from RefSeq and is a predicted model, not a curated record. Lineage: Eukaryota; Metazoa; Cnidaria; Anthozoa; Scleractinia; Pocilloporidae.